Molecule: messenger RNA, 774 nt
Organism: Aspergillus calidoustus
Lineage: Eukaryota; Fungi; Ascomycota; Eurotiomycetes; Eurotiales; Aspergillaceae
Source: the annotation of a GenBank genome assembly
AUGCUCACUCCAGAAUGCUACGUGGGGGUAGCGAAAGACCUAUAUGAUUGCGGCUACCCCGCGGACGAAUGCCCUCCAUACAUGGUUAUCUAUGAAACGCUCCGAACCAUUUGCGAGAAUCAACAAGAAAUCCUGGAGAACCAAAAGGACGUAGAUGUCCUGUUGUCCGUUCUUUCGGCUUUGCCUCAACUCAGGGAAAUAGAAAUGGAUUUCUGUCAGUCAAUCGAUGAACCCCAAUGGGUCGACUCAUACCUUUCAUUUGGCACCGCGAAAGAAGUGUCGAAUAUACUUCACAUACGGACUGUUACAAAGGCUCUGCAAAGGAGAUCAGGGUGCACAGCUCCCUUGGUAACAAUAGGAUUGUCCUCUCUGGAACCUCCGCACUAUCAUUUUUGGGAGCUGCCGAAGUUUCCCAGCCUGUCUGGUGCAUUGGAACUUUUGCUCAAGCAUUGUACGACUUUGCGAAUAACUGGCAAUGGCGCGGCUCUAGAGUUACUCGCUCGAUCUACCGUGAAGAUUCGACAGCUGAUUCUAGGGCCCAUAAACAUCUCAUAUAUAGCGUGGCAGGAGUUCCUGAAAUCUAACCGGCAAACCAUCGUCUCGAUUGGAUUUUAUCACACGUACCUGGUCAGAGGUUCGGGCGAGAUCCUGGAAUUUUCCCCUAAACUGCUUUCCGAUGUGCUCCCUGGCGUUGCAUUCACGACACGAAAGUCGACGGAUCACUGGAAGAUGCCAUAUUGGGAAACAGGCUGGAUAAUUCAGCUAGGAUCCUGA